Amphiprion ocellaris (clown anemonefish) is the source of this 7055-nucleotide messenger RNA. Its product is annotated as protein diaphanous homolog 3-like. The transcript is spliced from 28 exons. Lineage: Eukaryota; Metazoa; Chordata; Actinopteri; Pomacentridae. Gene Ontology annotation, cellular component: actin filament; cytoplasm. Gene Ontology annotation, molecular function: microtubule binding; actin binding; small GTPase binding. Gene Ontology annotation, biological process: actin filament polymerization; actin cytoskeleton organization. Bases 440 to 4096 code for a protein of 1218 amino acids. The record is from RefSeq and is a predicted model, not a curated record.
UCCACAUAAAUUUAUCCAGCUAACGCCUCAACUGCGGCUUGUAAUGACUGCAUAGCUUUCAGUUACUGGGUGGACAAAAUUGGACAGUGACGAAAACUCUAUGUUUCAUUCAGCUUUUUCUCCCCGUUUGUGGAAACUCGAGCGCUACGUGACAGUCCACAAAUUGGAUUAGCGCUAAGUAAAGCCACCGGUGAAUGAUAGUGUAGCAGACUAGCUAGCUAGCUAAGCUGACUGCUAGGAGUGGAACCUAGCAUUGACGUUUAGGCUUCUCUAGCUUUGACUUGCUGUUGUAUUUUGUUUCUAUGCGUUAACCACGACUAAGAACAAGUAAUGCUCAACGAUAGACAAUUAUUUGAGUGUCGUCCUUGAACAUUACUAGUAUAUUAAAAAGUUGACGUCGUAAAUACCCGUCAGCUCGUGGAGAAGUCAUUAGGUUAACAUGGAUAGUUACGGUCAGCGGUUUGACUCCACCACAGGACGAGACAGUAAACCUCAAAAGAAGAAGGGUUUCUCCAACCACAGCAACUCAUGCUACGAUGAAGGAGACCGCAAACCAAAGUUUCACUUACCCUUUAGAAACAUCACAGAUGAUGUGCUGGACAGAUUUGCCAGUAUUCGAAUUCCGGGUAGCAAAAAAGAGCGGCCACCCUUAACGCAAUCCAAACACAACUCAAAUGACUGGUCCACUUCUUCAUCAUCCACCUCACAUCAUUUUGAGGAACUGUCAUCCAAGAUCACCUCGGAGAAGGAGAUCCUGGCCUUGUUUGAAAAGAUGAUGGAGGACAUGAAUCUGAAUGAGGACAAAAAGACUCCUUUGAGGGACAAGGACCUCAACACAAAGCGAGAAAUGGUCAUCCAGUAUAUGUUUACUGCCUCUAAAACUGGUAGCUUGAGAAGCAGCCAUCAGAUAUCUCCCCAAGAAUUCCUUGGUGAGCUAAAGUCAGGGGUGAUGGACGAACGUCUGUUUGCCUGUCUAGACUCAUUGCGCGUGUCCCUCACCAGCAACCCUGUCAGCUGGGUGCAGAGCUUUGGGCAUGAGGGUCUCGGACUGCUGUUGGACAUUUUGGAGAGGUUGCUAUUUAAGAAACAGCAAGAGAAGAUUGACAAAAAGAACCAACAUAAAGUUGUCCAAUGUCUCAAAGCCUUCAUGAACAAUAAGUAUGGUUUGGAUCGAAUUCUGGGCGAGGAGAAAAGUCUUGCUUUAUUGGCAAGAGCCAUUGAUCCCACCCAGUCUGCCAUGAUGACGGACGUGGUAAAGCUGCUGUCAGCCAUCUGCAUUGUGGGCGAAGAGAACACUCUGGAGAAGGUCCUUGAAGCCAUCACCACAGCAGGGGAAUGGCGAGCCAUUGAGAGGUUCAGUCCCAUUGUGCAAGGACUACGAGAUCGCUCAGUUCAAUUACAAGUGGCAUGCAUGCAGCUCAUCAAUGCGUUAGUAACAUCUCCUGAUGAGUUGGACUUCAGGCUGCACAUUAGAAAUGAAUUUAUGCGCUGUGGCCUGAAAGAGAUAUUGCCGCAACUAAUAGCCAUUAGGAAUGAGGCUCUUGACAUUCAGCUCAAGGUGUUUGAAGAGCACAAAGAAGAGGACAUGAUGGAGUUCUCUCAUAGACUGGAAGACAUCAAGAGUGAACUGGAUGAUGCGGGGGAUGUGUUCAGUAUUGUGCAGAGUAUGGUGAAGGACAGCAGUGCAGAGCCCUAUUUCCUCUCUAUACUGCAGCACCUGAUGCUUAUACGCAAUGACUACUUAGUCAGGCCCCAGUACUUUAAGAUCAUUGAGGAGUGCGUUUCUCAAAUUGUGCUCCACCGUAGUGGCACUGAUCCCGACUUCAGUUACCGCAAACGUCUAGAUGUCGACUUCAGCCACCUCUUAGAGGUGUGUGUGGAUAAGGCUCGAACAGAUGAGUAUGAACAAAGAGCUUCAGAACUGGCACAGAAGUUUGAUGAGGAGUUUCUAAGCAGACAGGAAGCUCAAGCUCAGCUCGUGAAGUGUGAAGAAAAAAUAGCUGAACUCCAAGCAGAGCUACAGGCCUUCAGGUCCCAGUUCGGAGCUGUACCUGUGGCUCUGACCUCUGCCCAGGCUGGACAGGCGUUAUCUUCCUCAGCAUUCCCGCCUGGGUCUCCAGCCCCUGCUCCACCACCCGGGGUGCCACCUCCUCCUCCACCCCCUCCGCCGCCUCCAUUACCCGGCUGCCCCGCUGCGCCUCCUCCACCACCUGGGAUGCCUCCUCCAUUCGGUGCCCCCCCGCCACCUCCUCCAGGGUUUGGAGGUGGUUUCGGUUCACCCACACCCCACGCUCUGCCUUAUGGCCUCAGGCCUAAGAAGGAAUUCAAGCCUGAGACCUCCAUGAAGCGCCUCAACUGGUCCAAGAUUCGUCCCCAGGAAAUGUCGGAGAGCUGCUUCUGGGUUCUGGCUGAUGAAAACCAGUACGCAAAACCAGAAUUGCUGAACAGAGUUGCUUUUACUUUUGGCUCACAAAGAACAGCCAAAAAAGAAGAGGAGGAUCUGGAGGAUAAGAAAUCCAUAAAGAAGAGAAUUAAAGAGCUCAAGGUGCUCGAUCCCAAGAUUGCACAGAAUCUGUCCAUCUUCCUGGGUUCCUUCCGUAUGCCUUAUCAGGAAAUUCGACGCAUGGUCGUGGAGGUGGAUGAGGAGCAACUCACUGAACCCAUGAUUCAGAACCUUGUAAAGCACCUACCAGAACAGGAGCAGCUGAAUGCACUGGCCAAGUACAAAAACGAGUACUCUUAUUUGUCAGAGCCCGAGCAGUUUGGGGUUGUGAUGAGCAGUGUAAAGCGGCUACGUCCUCGCCUCAGCCACAUCCUCUUCCGACUACAGUUUGAAGAGCAAGUAAACAAUCUGCGCCCAGAUAUCUUGGCGGUAAACGCCGCCUGCGAUGAGGUCAGGAAGAGCCGCUCCUUCGGUCGCCUGCUGGAGCUGGUGCUGCUGCUGGGGAAUUACAUGAACGCAGGCUCUCGAAACGCCCAGUCAUUUGGCUUUGACCUCAGUUCCCUUUGCAAGCUAAAGGACACUAAGUCAGCGGACCAAAAGACCACGUUACUCCACUUCUUGGCACAAGCAUGUGAGGAGGAAUUUCCAGAUGUGAUCAAGUUUGUUGAUGACCUGGAACAUGUGGAUCGAGCUAGCAGAGUGUCUGCAGAGAAUCUGGAAAAGAGCCUCAGGCAGAUGGAGAGGCAGCUGCUGCAGCUGGAGAGAGACCUGGAGACUUUCUCCUCCCCCGAUGACCCCAACGACAUGUUUUUCACCAAAAUGGCUAGCUUCAGCAAAGUCGCACGGGAGCAGUAUGGGAAGCUGGUAAUCAUGCACAGCAAUAUGGAGACGCUGUAUCAGAAUGUGCUGGAGUACUUUGCUGUUGAUCCUAAGAAGACCUCUGUGGAGGAGCUGUUCACUGAUCUCAGCAACUUCCGGUCCAUGUUCACGCAAGCACUGAAGGAGAACUUCAGGCAGAGGGAGUCAGAGGAGAAACAGAGGAGAGCACGGGCAGCGAAAGAGAAGGCUGAGCGGGAAAAGAAGGAGAGACAGCAGAAGAAGAGAAGGUUGCUGGAAGUCAAUGCAGAGAAUGAUGAGACAGGUGUGAUGGAUAGUUUGCUGGAAGCCCUACAGUCAGGAGCUGCAUUCAGAGACCGCAGGAAGAGAGUGCCAAGACCCAAAGAUAACCAGCAGCAGACAAUCAGUCCCGGCUCCUUCCGCCAGGUUCUCAGGCCUGUUAACCAUGAAAACAACAAGGCCCCUUUACAAAGGUCUCGCUCACGGCAGAAUAUAAAUGCGAAUUCAGCGGCGGCGAAAGCUCCCCCUGCCAAGGAGGCCCAUAACGAGUCUGAGGGCCAUCCAUCUGCAGCCAGGGCCAAGGCUUCUGCGUGUUCGGAGCCAGGCCGCAGGAACAGGAACAUCCCAGGUUACAGCUAUGGGCUGAACAGAGAGAGGGUGGUGGAGGCAGAGAUGGUUAAAGUCACUGAAAAAGAGCCGGAAGUGGAAGCAGACACUCCAGCCUCGCAGCCGUCCUCUGGUCCUGCGGUCAGCAGCUGUGGCACCAACGGAGAGUCAGACGUGGAGGCUCUCCUCGCCAGACUCAGAGCCCUGUGAGGUUCGUUUCUUACCUCUGAAAUAAUAUGCAGCAUAUAGUAUUUUUCUACCCGCAGAUUUAAAAACGCUCUGAAUGUAACCUAAGAUUUUCCUUUGAUGGUUUUGUUAACAGAAGGAGAUUUUAGUUGUUGAAAGCUGUCAGGCAUGAAUAGCCAGGCAGCUACAUAGUAUAAAUUAAAUAAUAGUAUUCUAAGGAAACAUAAAUAUAAAGAUUUAUUAAAAAAAAAUACAUUUUUAUAAAAGUACUAGUGAGUUUGAGGACCAUGCUUUUAAUGCUUGAUGGUACGGAUAUAAAAAAAAUCUUUUUCCAAAAGAAAAUCCUGGCAGAUGGAGCACAAAGCUGGUCACACACUGGCCUGCAGAAUGUCCUCACAAGUUAUUUCAGGAAAUACAGACUGAAUUUCAAAAGUUGUGAUUUAAUGGAAGUACUUAAAUGCACGAGUGUCAUACAUUAUAUUUUAAAAGAGAAAAUACAUCUAAAAAGAUCCAAAAGGUCUUUAUUUGAUCCUGCAAAGUGCACUGCCAGAAACGUCUGGCCAUCCUUUACAUCCCAAACAAUGGGACUAUAUCAUAGCUUUUCACUGAACGUUAAAAUGCAAUGUUGCUGAGCACUUUUUAUAAUCAACUAGUAUGCAAUAAUAAAGCUUUUCCUUCGACAUUGGAAUUUUUACAUCUUUAUCAUAUGAAAUCAUCCUACCUGUAUUUUUGUUUUUAAUUACGCUUUAGUUAUUUUCAUAUGAAUGGUAUUAGUCGAGUGCACGUGAAGGCUUUUAUUUUCUUCUUUUGUUUUUGAAAUUUAAUUGCUUUUCAUGUUUCUCUUUCUUUGUUUCUUCUCUUCCUUGAGUUUUUUUUUGUCAUCAAUUGCGGGGCGUCUUUUAUACUGAAAACAAUAGCCUAAUUGUCUAUACAACUUUAAAUAUAUACAACAGUUCAAUACAUGAUUGUGUUUUCACAGGUCAUACCUUUAAUUACUGUCAUUUCAUUUUGGAUUUACUCGACUGUUUCUUGCCUCUGUGUCGUUGCUCGGGGGAACAAGACAGAACAAGUCUGCAAAAAGGGAAUAAAGUCUUACUGUGUUAUUGUCCAGAAUGUGGCACAAACAAACUUGCCACUGUUUUUCUUCUACAUUCCUGCAGAAAUGACUGACAUCUUAAGUAUUUUUUUCUUGUACCUUAAUUCAUACUCUUCACUUUUAUAGACCCGUUUACAAUAAAACAAAGCAAAAAAGAAAAGAGUUUUCUUUUUCUCUUUGUCAUUAAUCACAAAAGCCACAUUGUCGGUGUUUCUGUGGCUGUUAGGUGUUUGUUUUUGUUGUCAUUCUUGCUUAUUAUCAUCAUAGCACUUAGCAUGUUAUUGAUCUGAAGCAUAAACUGAUCUACCAAAACAUUAAAACCACCUGCAUGAUAUUGUCUCAUGGUGCCAAAAGGGCUCGUACCUGUCGUGGUAUGGAAAUGGGAUGCCUGAGGUUGUCCUGUGGUGUCUGUCACUGGCAGUUAGUCCUUGGCGGUUGCAGGGGUGGUGCUACCAUGGCUCAGUUUGUGGGUGCUUGGUGUGUAACAGUGAUUAAGUGGUUGGUACGUGUCAGACAUCCUCCACAUCUAUGUGGCUGCAAGCUGGAUGCCUAUUUCAUCACCUGUCUUUGGCCAUGAUUGGUUUGUGCGGAUAUUACACGUGCAGCCUGAAAUUUAUCACCGCAGCUGUGCCGUUUGACAUAUGUAUGACAUAGUAAUAAUCUACUAGGGAGACACCCACUGUUCCAAUAACUGCUGCUUUGGACCGUAUUCAUAUCUUCAGUAGGACAGUGUGCAGCAGGGAUUACUCCAAAUGUUACCACAUGACUCUUUUUAGAUGGGUACCAAUCACUGGUGCCUGUGAAUGUCCUCUGUACAGUAUGUUCCUUUGUUGUAUCCUUUAUUUUUACUGACAUAUUUCCUCAGUGUGAAAACUGGGCUCUUCUAAAAUGCACUGCCUUGGCUGAAUAACAUACAGUACAAGACUUUAUAGUGUGCAGUGUCCUUGUAGAAGUUUUUUUUAAUUGAUGUUCCUCUGUGCGUAAUUGGCUGCAUGAGCACAGUUUUCAUAUGAUUCAUGAAUGGAUUUGCUCAUAAAAGGCUACAUAAUCCCGUGUACAGAUAAUAGUUUCUGUGCAUUUGGGUUGUUACAUUUCCCAAAUAAAACCCACACCUGACUCACAGCUUGUGAAGAGCAUAUGUGAACUUUUAUCACUUACUUUUAUUAAUUAAACAAGACUUUAAAAUGCACUUCGCGGAACAGGCCGCCUUUAAAACAUAAAUCAGUUGUGGGGAAAUGUACAGUAGAGUAAAUCCGAAAGUCCCAUACAAUCUGGGCAGAGAGAGAAUUGAGAAGUGAAGGGAGAAAGAGAGCGAGAGAGAUCUGCUGACCAGUUACCCUGCUAUCUGACAAGGCCAGCUUGCUGUAACCUGCCAGCUGGUGAAUAUCUUCAGCACUGGGAGCAGCACAACUGUCCCCGCCUGGAUCAGAGCCAGAGACAAACAUCUCCCCAGUGAUGCAAUCAGCAGCUUCGGAGAGCAAAGCGGUUGCUAACCAAGCUCUUCCAAUGGCCUUGAUUUAGCCUUAGCUGGCUGCAGCGUGCUUUUUACUGAGCAGUUUAAAAUCAAAGCAAGGUCUUUUAUAGUUCUCUGCAAAGAUGUAACAGCAGUCACCUUCUUCUUCAACAUGUCAGUUUUUCUGUAAAAUGUAUGCUUCAGAGGAGAGUUAAUUCCCCCCCCCCUUUUCCAAUUCCACUGAGAUUUACCUAUAUAUUUUUGUGUCACACAAAUUCUUUUUUUCAGCUUCCAAAAUAUUAUUUUGAUCUCAGAGAUUAUGUGUAUGGGUGUACUCCUUUGCCUAAUACGGUGUUUCUGAGGUUGUGCCAUCAUGUUGGUACAAGAUAAUUGAUGUGCUGUAAACAUGCUUCUGAUUUCCAAGUGAUUCGGGU